UUUUCGUUUCUCGGAAGUAAAGCGAUUACUGGAGCGCCUCGGCGCGCCUGCCCGCCUAGGGGAGACCCGGGCGCACACGCCUGGGCGCUCCCCGAAAGAGAUUUCCUCCCACACAUCCUUUCAGUUCUUAGGGGUUUGGGGGAGGAGGACUCGGGAGCGCAGGUCUUAGGGCCCCAGCAGCCACAGCCGGGAGAGCGCUCGCGACAGAAAACCGGUGGCUUCCUCAUCUCCACCUGUAAUGCAGGAGGGAAAAUCAACCAGUUCUCCUAUAAGCCCUGCGGUAGCCAUGCCUCCCGUAGGCACCCACAUCCAAGCCAGACGUAAAGCUCCAAUGGACCCGCUGGGUGAAGGGGGGAUCUGCAAGCUGCCAGGAAGACUCCGCAUCCAGCCCGCACUGUGGAGCAGGGAGGACGUGCUGCACUGGCUGCGCUGGGCACAGCAGGAGUACUCUCUGCCAUGCACUGCAGAGCACGGGUUCGAGAUGAACGGGCGUGCCCUCUGCAUCCUCACCAAGGACGACUUCCGGCACCGCGCGCCGAGCUCAGGUGAUGUCCUGUAUGAGCUGCUCCAGUACAUCAAGACCCAGAGGCAGGCCCUGGUGUGUGGGCCCUUUUUUGGAGGGGCCUUCAGGCUGCAGACGCCCACCCAGCACUCUCCUGUCCCCCCAGAAGAGGUGACUGGCCCCUCUCAGAUGGACCCCCAAAGGGGCCUCCUGCUGCAGCCACCAGACUCAGGCCUUACCAGCUCCUUCAGCCACCCGGAUGGCCCUGGCCUGGCCAGGUGGAUGCUUGGCAAGGAGGAGUCCCUCAACUUAUGUCACGGUGCAGAGCUCGGCUGCAGGAGACAGGGGGUCUAUUCCUUCCCUGUGAUGCCACAGGCUCCCAUUGACGGCAGGAUCGCUGACUGCCGGCUGCUAUGGGAUUACGUGUAUCAGCUGCUCCUUGACACCCGAUAUGAGCCCUAUAUCAGGUGGGAAGACAAGGACGCCAAGAUCUUCCGAGUUGUGGAUCCCAAUGGGCUCGCCAGACUGUGGGGAAAUCACAAGAACCGGGUGAACAUGACCUACGAGAAGAUGUCUCGUGCCCUGCGCCACUACUAUAAGCUGAAUAUCAUUAAGAAGGAACCGGGGCAGAAACUUCUGUUCAGAUUUUUAAAGACUCCGGGAAAGAUGGUCCAGGACAAGGACAGCCACUCGGAGCCGCUGGAGAGCCAGGAGCAAGACAGAAUGGAGUUCAACGACAAGAGGCCAGAAAUCUCUCCAUGAAGGGCAAGUGGACUCCAGGCCCCUGUACUGAUGGGCUGAGACGACUCUCCUGCGAAGGCAGCCUCCUCCUCCCAGUACGGCAGCAGGAUCUCCAGCCAGACUCUACCCACAGGGUGACAGCCAUUGCUUGGGAGGGCUGGGAGGCCUCCCAUCCAGGACAUGCGGUGGAGUGUCAGCUUUUCGGCAGGGUGAUCCUGGGGCUAAAUGGGACACAGGGGAGUGGACUCUCCCCUGCUGCGCCCCUGGGAGAGGGAGCCAGGCACUGAUAGAGCAUUCAGCCCCACCCCUCUAAAUGGAAUUUACGGAUGAAGGGAGUGAGGUCUCUACUGAGCCUCCAAUUUCCUCACCUGUGAAAGGGGGUGCUCCUGAAAGCCCACCCUCAGGGGCUGAUGCAGGAAAUGGGAAAAGGUGUUAGUGCUUUGAGGCAGCACUGACAGCCUCAGUAAUAAUAAAAACAAUGGUAGCUGAU
Saimiri boliviensis boliviensis (Bolivian squirrel monkey) is the source of this 1733-nucleotide messenger RNA. RefSeq names its product ETS variant transcription factor 7 (gene ETV7). Gene Ontology annotation, cellular component: nucleus. Gene Ontology annotation, molecular function: DNA-binding transcription factor activity, RNA polymerase II-specific; sequence-specific DNA binding. NCBI's taxonomy places the organism in Eukaryota, Metazoa, Chordata, Mammalia, Primates, Cebidae. The record is from RefSeq and is a predicted model, not a curated record. Gene Ontology annotation, biological process: cell differentiation; regulation of transcription by RNA polymerase II.